Wyeomyia smithii (pitcher-plant mosquito) is the source of this 4053-nucleotide messenger RNA. Its product is annotated as major facilitator superfamily domain-containing protein 8-like. Lineage: Eukaryota; Metazoa; Arthropoda; Insecta; Diptera; Culicidae. The transcript is spliced from 3 exons. Bases 2497 to 3972 code for a protein of 491 amino acids. Gene Ontology annotation, cellular component: lysosomal membrane. Gene Ontology annotation, biological process: transmembrane transport. Gene Ontology annotation, molecular function: transmembrane transporter activity. The record is from RefSeq and is a predicted model, not a curated record.
UACAAUGUAAGCUGCAUUGACAGUGCGUGACGUGAGCUGUUUUUUCUGAAGCUGAUGAUAGAGAGAAGCUCUUUCAUUGUGCUUGCAUAGGCAAGUAUAUUCAUUUUGAGAGUUUGCAACGCUUCCGAUGUCAACGAGGUAGUUCAAUUUUUAACGCAACUCUCACAAAGCUUUUCCCGAGAUUCGUACCAACUCGUCGCCCGAGGAUGACACAUUCGUGGACCAACAGAUGCCUUCGCUGUCUGAACUCCGUUCUAGAAUUUUGCGAUAGUACUCAAACAAUUCGUAACUCCGCCACUAAACAGCAGUUUAUGCAAGCGAGCACUUGCAUGUUUUUGAACAGCGAAACUUCGAGCUCCGUUUAAGGAAUUUGCAACUUAUUUGUGAAGCGCUCUACUAGUGUAUUUGACGACGCAGUGUGCAGCCAUCAACAGAUUGAGGACGCGCUUGGAAAUAUCCCUUUUGGUAUAGUUUCAAUGUCCAGUCGUAAUUUCGACAACACUGAUAUUCACCAGUUUUGGCCGCUGCAAAAUUGUGUAAGCUGACGACUAGAAAAUUUCCUACUGACGACUAUCAGAUGCCACAGAAUAUAUAUCGAAAUGCUCAGUAAAAAUUUCUGCAAGGAGAAAAACAUCCCAUUCAAUGGAGCUAUGCUUGACUUGGAGUUGAACUUCCGAGAGCACUAUAGCAUCGUAAUCAAUAAAUUUAUUUUUCGGUUGUCAACGGAAUUUCGUGAUCCUUACUGCCUACGCUUUGUAUAGUAUAGCCUAGUGUGAAUCCUUUAAGGAACAUUUUUUAUCGCAACUAACUACUUCUAUUUCCGUUCACACAAUUUUAAUGUUUUUAAAAAGAAAAUAAGAAUAAAGAUUUUCGAAUGUUUUUUUUCGUAUAAAUGUCAGAUAUUUGAGAUAUUUUCGAAUAUCUAAUAAUUUUAAAGUUUUUUAGAACAUUCAACAUAAGCAUUUCAAUAGAAUUGAGUUUUCGAAGUGAUAGGCUUAAUGAGUUCAAAAUUCAUUUUAAAAUGCAAUCCCUACCAUUACUUUAAACUACCCAACCUGCGACAGACAACGCUGAAUCACUCUAAUCCACCGAUACCCCGACGACGCGAUCACCAUCCACUCAGUGGAAUCCGCACACGAAGGGGAUGUGCAACAAAAUGGCACAUCACUCGAUUCUGCAUGACGGUGCAAACGGCGAGGGACGAGGUAAUUGCAUUUCUACACCGGCUCCCAGCACGUGCCAGGUUUCGAUAGCAUCAGUUAAAAUGAAGAUCACAUUUUAAUAACGGAGCAAUUUAGCAAAGUGGGCGCACUUGUGACUUCGGAUGCUGCCGAAUAUCCGUACCUGCGCGCGCCGUUAUCAAAUGUGUCAUAUGAACUUGAGUUCCAGACCGGCGUCUGUUUAUUCCCAUAGAAAUUUAUGGGAAGAGUGCAGCGGUUGGUCGUUCACUAGUCCGACAACUACAACGCGGGACUUUGUUCAAUUCGUAGUUAAUUGGUUUGCGUGUCGAUUCUACCCUUUUCAAUCGUUUAGCUAUAUGCAUAUGUGGGCAACUGUGGCGGUCAGUGCAAGUCAUGUUGUUCGAGUUAUCUCCCAUGUCGUCUAAUACGUCAUCGAUGGCAGCUGAUUGCUGCGCAUAGUGGGUUUGUUGAUGGUCCUAUCAUGAUAAUGCGUUAUACAGGAUAUGGAUGUGCAUGCUUCGAACACAUGCUAUCCUGCAAAAAAGCACAUGCGCCUUCAUCGUUUGAACCCUUUUCAUGACAUUAGUUUCAUCACUAUUUGUUUCUCGUGCUAUUACUGUCAACUUUCUAACUGACAAGGGUAGAAGGAUGUUGUGUUAGUGAAACAAAGGCUAUACUGUAUUAUGAUAGGAAUCCAGUUGAUUGGGAAGCGGCGGAAUCACUACUUUAUAUGGCUUUACUUCUAUUUGAAUGAAAAACAUGUGAGGGUAAUUACCAAGUACUGCAACUUUGUUGUGUCACACUUUUUUCAAGUCCAACUUGCAUUGAAUUCUGUGUAUAGUGAGUUUUUGAAGGUGAGAUUAAAAAAACCAUACAAUGGUUUUAUCGCACUGCCGAGUUCUGACCACUGUAUCCCGCUGUACGUCCACAUUGAAACCCGCUGAUUGCCUAUCGGUGUUAGAACUCAUGAUUUAUUUCAGUAUCGAAGCUCGUAACACUCGGGCGCUUUCGCGGUUCGCUGGCCGGAACACAUUCUGCAGCCUUUGCCUAUAGAUUUCUCCUGCCUUAGCUAGAUACUACUAUUUGCUGCUACUUUGAUAAAAAAUUUAGUAAAGGUAGUCGAGCGAGCCGGGCUGCACAUUCGAUUAGGACACUCCCGAUCGAUAAGAUAGCGUUCAAUACCGAAGCGUUAUUACAACGGAUAAGGUGUAUUUUUUUUUUCUUAAACCCGUUCUCCCGUUCUGAUUGUGUUGACUCACGUUGUUUAUUCGUGAGCGAAUUUUCCCUGUUAGGGAAGGUCAGUUGAGUGAAAGUGAUGGCACAGUUUUUGAAAUGGAUAUCGUUGAAGCAACCGGAGAAGGAGCGUAUUCUUGGACUGGAAACACAAGCCGAAUACCGACAGCGUUGGAUUUCCAUUCGCGUGUUGUAUUUCACGGGAUAUCUUAUGUUUCUGGCGUUUGGAAUCGUCGCCACCGGGAUUUGGCCUUAUUUAAAAAGUCUGGAGCCAUCGGUCAGCAAGGUAUUCUUGGCGUAUGUGUUCGCUGUUCCUCCGUUGGGGCAGCUUAUAUUUAGUCCUUUUAUCGGAUGGUGGACUAACAAGCUGUCAUCAAUCCGUGUGCCGAUACUAUUGUUGUCCACUAUCUUCACUAUUGGGAAUGUGCUGUACGCAGUCCUUGGAGAGUUUGAGGACCAUCGAGAAUACAUCCUAUUACUGUCAAGAGCUUUGGUGGGAGUCGGAACAUCUGCAGUCACGAUAUGUAGGGCAUACAUCUCGGCAGCUACCAGAGUGUCGGAGAGAACCAAAACGAUUUCCUAUAUGGCGCUGGCGCAAAGUUUAGGAUUGAUGGUGGGACCAAUAUUCCAAUCCGCUUUUGCCGAGCUAGGCGAGAAUGGCUUCAGUUUUUUGGGAUGGUUCCAGGUCAAUAUGUAUACCGUUGCUGGAUGGAUUUGUGCCAUCCUGGGAUUGAUCAAUAUGGUGCUGUUGAUGCCUUCAAUUUUCGUCGAUAGUCCAAUCGCGGUGAAAGAGGCAAUGAAGAGUCAAGGCGCUGCCACCGCGAAGGAAACUUGGAAGUCGGUCCAGCUGCAGUACUUCUCGAUUACGACCAUGGUGGUGGCAUUUUCGCUGCUGAUGUUUGCGUAUGUGGGCUAUCAAACCCUUCUCUCCCCGGUCGCCCUGGAUCAGUUCGGAUGGACCAACGAGGAAUCGCUGUUCUACUUGGGUAUCCUGAUGACAGCCGGUGCCCUGAUAUCGUGUGUACUGUUCCUGCUGCUGGAUCCAUUGUGCAAACGAUUUGGCGAAACUAACGUUCUUGUGUACGGUGCAAUGUUUGCGUUGUUCCUCAGCCAACUGCUGAUGAUCCCAGUCGGAACGCAAACAAUCAGCGAAUCGGUGGACUCCGUUAAUGGUACCAUCGGUUGUCCGGUGUCUCAGGAAUGGUGUCAGUCGAUACCGCCGGUUAGCAUAGCACAGUUCACGGUUUCGUACACGCUGCUCUGUGUGUCCUUCUCUAUCGGAACAACGCUAAGUCAGGCCGUAUUCUCGAAGCUGUUGGGUCCACGACCACAAGGAACGUGGAUGGCGCUGUUGACCUGUGCGGGAAGUGCCGCCCGAAUUGUAGGCCCCGCUUCGGUUACUGUCUAUGUGAUACUUGGAACGUACUGGACGUUUGGAGCAAGUGCCGUACUUUCUGGAUUGAUCUUCCUCUGGAUGUGGGUCUAUCGGAACAGUUUAUCACCGACUCAACCUGCGCCAGUGGAGGCAGCAGAAGAACUCAAAGUACUUAAUGUUUAACAAUAGAAGGUCUCACUAAAUUUGUAGCUGUGAUCUGUACUCGUGUAAUAGUGAAUAAAUUCAUUUUACUAGGAAAAUUCA